Messenger RNA from Pistacia vera, 589 nucleotides. Its product is annotated as DNA replication complex GINS protein PSF2-like. The record is from RefSeq and is a predicted model, not a curated record. The annotation marks the transcript as partial. Gene Ontology annotation, biological process: double-strand break repair via break-induced replication; DNA replication. The transcript has 7 exons. Gene Ontology annotation, cellular component: GINS complex; nucleus. Lineage: Eukaryota; Viridiplantae; Streptophyta; Magnoliopsida; Sapindales; Anacardiaceae.
UCGGNUCCUCUCAAUUUCAUCUGUGGCGAUUUUGGUCCAUUCUUUCCUCAAAUACCCGUUAAAGUGCCGCUGUGGCUCGCCGUGGCUUUGAAGAAGAGAGGAAAAUGCACAAUUCGGCCUCCGCAGUGGAUAUCAGUUGAAAAUUUAACACAGCUUUUGGAGGGAGAACGAGAAGAUCAAGGGACAUUUCAGGCUGUACCAUUCCAUUAUAUUGAGAUCUCCAGACUUCUUUUUGACCAUGCACGUGAAGACAUUCCUGACAUAUAUAUGGUGAGGUCUCUAAUUGAAGACAUCAGGGAUGUACGGCUGCAUAAAGUUGAAACUAAUUUGGAGAAAUUUAGUGCUACAUCGGCAGUGAAGAUUGCACAUCUGUCUGCAAUGGAAGUGAAUGUUGUUCGUCCAUUUGUUGUGAGAUCCCUACAGGCAUUCUACAAGCAUGAUAAUCCAGUAGUGACGGCAGAUUUAGACAGUAUGUCUAACAGGCAACCACAAGUAAGACAGCCACAAGUACCUAAUAAUGCAAGAAGGCAACCUCUGAAGCGACGGUAAAUGGUUCCUUAUCUUUUCUAAUCUCCUUCUACCUUGAUUG